AUGCCGCAGACAAACUCACGUCUCUGUGCGGGAAUCGUCGACUGCUGUCGUGUCCACAGCGAGUUUGACUUACGAUGUAACAACCCAGAGGUGCCCGCCAAUGGCAUGGUAGAGUUCUCUAGCACAACAUUCGAUCCCGGAACAGAAGCAAAGUAUGCGUGCGAAAAAGGAUUUGACCUCCUUGGGAUGGAAGCGCGACUUUGCCAAGCUGAUGGUACCUGGUCAAACAUGUCACCGCUAUGUGCGCUGGAAGUGGGAAAUGGAAAGCCAGCCAUCCAGUCAUCCACCAGCGACGGUAGAGGCGCGGCCUUAGCCAACGACGGCAGAAGAGAGCAGACGUUCAAUAAAGGCUCGUGUUCGACGACCGACUGGCAGAACGCCCCCUGGUGGUCCGUCAAUCUACUAAUGAGCGUAGAAGUCACUGCCAUCCGGAUACUUAACGUAGCCGAGAACUGCUGUGCCCACGGUGCAACCGUGGAUAUAUUUUGUACGAAGCCGAUUCGGGGACAAUACGUGACAAUACAGAUUCUACCAGAGCCGAAAGAAUACCAGAUACUCAACCUAUGUGAAGUAUCUAUUUUCGCGCUCAAUGCGUUGGACAGAAGCAAAUGUCCAGAACCGGGCGAUCUGUUUGCACCGGUCCCCGCGUUAAGGGUGUUCGAGGACAAGUGCUAUCUCUUCAUCAACGACGGCGCGAUGAGAAAGCCUUGGUCGGAGGCCAGGAGGCAGUGCAUGACGUUCAACGGUAAACUGGCCGAAGUGCGAAGCAAAAAACUAGAAGGGUUCCUUGGUUUCCAUUUGGAUGCGAUCACUAAGACUGCCGGGCGGGAUUACUACUGGAUUGGAGCAAAGAGAUAUAACACCACUAGCGACAAAUGGAUCUGGUCUAAUGGCGGUGCUGUGAACAUGACCUUCUGGGGACCAGCGCAGCCGAAUAACUUCCGCGGCAAUCAGCACUGCGUGGGCUUCAACUGGAUCAGCGCUUCCGAGGCGGGCCUGGAGGACUGGACGGAGGGCUGGUACUGGUACGACGUGCAGUGCGAGCGCAACCAUUCCUUCAUUUGUCAGUACGAUCCUGUGUCAUGUAGUGUCCCUCCGAUACCCGCUGGAUCAUUGCUCAUCGUGCCUCCAUCGCUUAAUCAAGUCGGUUUUCAAAUCGGAGAUAAAAUAGAGUACCGCUGUCAGCCCGGUCACGUGAUGAUGGGAGAACCAAUCACCACGUGUUUGAAGACUGGACAGUGGAACGACCUGCGACGCUAUUGUCUAUACGUGAACUGUGCGUUGCCCGCUACGCUACGCAACGGCCAGUUCAUCUUGCUAGACAAUGCGACGCACUACGGUGGACGCGUUGAGCGUAGAUGCAAGCCGAACUACAUGCUGGAGGGGCCAGCCGAAGGCAUGUGUCUCGCAAACGGAACCUGGAGCGGUGCUGACGUAAAGUGCAAACGUAUUCACUGCGGAAAGCCGAUCAUGGUACAAAAUGCUACGCACAAACUGGACAGACGUUCAAGAGAAGACAAAGCUUACUCAGUUGUAUAUACGUGCACCCCUGGCUACUCAAUUUAUGGACCGGCUGAGGUACAUUGCCUUGGUACGGGCAAAUGGAGCGCAGCGCCACCUAUUUGCAUUGGUGAGAAUGAUCUAGCGCCCCCUAGCUUCAGUGGAGUGGAAAGUGAAGCGCCCAAAAAGAAAAACAGCAAAGAUAUUGGAAUCGCAAUUGGAAUAGCGCUCUCUGUUCUACUCUUACUCUCCAUAGUUUCCGUGCUUCUGAUUCUAUAUCGAAAGAAAAUUCUGAAGAUUCCCAAGAUGCACUUACCCUGUCUCAGAGAAUACGUCUACGACGACGUCGCCGUUCCACAGAAACGCGACAGAACUCCCAGCAAAACAAGCAACAACAGCGGCGGAAGCAGCAACGGAAGUCGACGUCCCUCCAUAACUCACUGCGUGCCGCUGGACGCCGGAGGAGAAGUCAAGGUCGCCAAGAACAGCAUCAUCCCUCCUCCUCCUCCUCCGCUUCCCUCGGGAGGCGUAAGCAUAAUGAUGCCGCCUCCGUCCGCGCUAAAAUCAAACGGUACUCCUCCCCCGGCUCUCCCUCCAACCCCCGUUCCUGCUCCGCUAGCUCAUUCCAAGAGGCCAUCGUGCGCUGCUCCUACUGUGCCGUACGCAGUGGGGAACGCCAUGCAGCCUCCUCCGCCUCAGAAGCCGUUGAUGCCACCAGUGAAACCAACUAUCGGGCAGAAACCUGUACCCAGUCCCCCCAACGGCAAAUCGCCCGCAGUGGAGCAGGGAAACCAGCCGCCGGCGAAACUGCCAAAGCCACAGAUGGGCAAGAUAGAUCAGGGUGCGUCGAACACGUUUAAGAAGCAGCUGAGCGCGGCGCUGUACGCUCGCCCGUCGAAACCCAAGGGCAACUCCGUCAUCAAGGGAUGUUCACAGGAAGACGAGGAAAAGGGGCGCGCCAUGCUGCAGCAGGUUCUCGACCGGAAGCGGAACUCCGGCGAGAUCCCGGAGGACGAUGGAGCUUACCAGGAGACCGACGACGCGAAAGCGGAGGACGGACAUCCGACGUACGACGAUCCGGCCGACGACUACCAGGAUCACUACGAUCCGGUUCAUAACGAGGAGGACGCCGAGGAUUUCUACGAGAAUUGGGAUGUUACCGAGCAGCAGAAUCAAAAUGGCGGCGGUCACGAGAACGAGGGCUAUGACGUCAGCAGUAGCACUGACUUGAUAAACGAGGUGGCAGCGAGAGAGGGCAUGGUGGACAACGACCUCUACUCUAGCCGCGAUAAUGUGCAGUAGGUGAAAAUAUAGAUGAAAAAUCGAUAACCGAUGUUGCAAUGUUUUAUUUUAUUUUUUUCGCGGAAAUGUGUUUGUGCAUCAUGCAAUGAAAACCGACCCGCAAUGGCGUGAUUGAAUCUAAUAUAUAUAUAUAUAUAUA
Messenger RNA from Priapulus caudatus, 2941 nucleotides. RefSeq lists its product as uncharacterized. Bases 1 to 2802 code for a protein of 933 amino acids. The record is from RefSeq and is a predicted model, not a curated record. NCBI's taxonomy places the organism in Eukaryota, Metazoa, Priapulida, Priapulimorpha, Priapulimorphida, Priapulidae. The transcript is spliced from 13 exons.